This is a messenger RNA of Coregonus sp. 'balchen', 1060 nucleotides long. Lineage: Eukaryota; Metazoa; Chordata; Actinopteri; Salmoniformes; Salmonidae. The record is from the annotation of a GenBank genome assembly.
AUGGUAUCGCCAAGAGGAGCACUCAAUAUGGAGGUGCUCAGAGGUCAGUCAAUUGAAGAACUGGAGCUCAGGUCCAACGUGGUCCAAGUCUUCAUCAGCUUCACAUUUACAGGUAGGUGUAUUUUCAUAAUGGUAUGGGCCCAGUAUUUUCAUAAUGGUACGGGUUCAGUAUUUUCACAAUGGUAUGGGCCCAGUAUUUUCAUAAUGGUAUGGGCUCAGUAUUUUCACAAUGGUGUAUGGGUUCAGUAUUUUCAUUUUCAGGAUACAAACUAACGGACUUAACACGAUAAAAGAAAGGUGGAGCAAAUAAGUCUCCAAAAACAGGCUGACAGCCAAAAUACAAAAUAGUAACUACGACUGAAAUAAUAAAGAAACAGGGAGAACACUUCUCUAGUACCUGUACAUAAUUCUCCAAUCAGACACUGAUUAGUACUGCUGAGCAUAGAGAAACUAGCAGAAAAAACUGAGCAAGGGAACACAGGGAAGUGAGGGCAUAAAUACACAGGUGAACAGGUAGACACAGAUGACACCAAUAGGAUCAUGAUUAGUCCAGGCUGUGAGUGAGGAGGUGCCUAAGGUUGUCGGAGCAGGACACCUAGUGGAUCGCUCCGGAACUGCGACCCCCUCCUGUAACAGUGAGAGGAAUGCCUUAUUGGACAAAGCCUAUCCUGAACUUCAAGCAUUUUGUCAGAGUCUGGGCUUAGUGUUUGAGGUGAGUAGCAGUACAUUAUGGGCCGCAAUCAGACAUAAAACAUGUCAUAGAGUUCUCAUUUCAAAUCAUUAUUAGAAAAUCAUUAUUGGGAAUUAGAAGUUCAUGAUUAGGAAGUGUUUGGGGAAGUGUUAAGUAUUGACUUAAAGUUCCUUGUCACCGAAGGUUGUGGAUAUGAGAUGGGGCCUCCGGGAUGCCAUCGCUGUGGACCACAUGACCACAGAACUGUGUCUUCAGGAAAUACAGGCUUGCAAGAGAGUGUCUGUGGGACCAAGUUUCAUUGUAGGUUUACUGUGUAGAUGUGCUGUUUCUCUAGCACAGGAGUCCAACUCCAGACUGGAGAGCUACUGA